UGUCAAAAUUUCUAACCUCUUUGGCGUCCGAAGUAGGACUUGUUAUGGUUGUGAACCCAGCCUUAUGUUUAUCUUUGAAAUUUGAUGGAUGGCUAACUGUCACUUAUUGUCAUUAUUAGUAAAUCAAUUGUGAAAUCUUUCAUCUUUGGUAUAACUUCGCAUUAUUUGUAAUUGUUGAUCGUUCAUAUCAAUGUUUUCCUUGUGUAAUGCUCAUUUCUAAUGAGGUGUUAAACUUAUAGUUUUUCUUGCAGUUAGUGUCCAUAUUGAAAAUCCGGAAUAUUUGUUUUUAUUUUGCAUCAACGUUUUAACUUACUAAAAUGGGAGCUGCUCUAGCUCUUUGUUCAGCAACACAGUGUGCUGCUUGCUGUGGCAGUGCAGCUUGUUCGAUGUGUUGUGCUGCAUGCCCAUCAUGUCGAAAUUCUACUUCUGCGAGGUUAAUGUAUGCCUUCAUGCUGCUUGUUGGCCUUGUUGUAUCCAUGAUCAUGUUAUCUCCAGGCCUGCAAGAUGUAUUGGAAAAGAUACCUUUCUGUAAAGAUACUGCGAAGAAGUCUUUUUUGGAUACUGUAACAAAUAAAGUUACCUUCAAUUGCCAGGAUACAUUUGUAGGAUAUUUGGCUGUUUACCGAAUGAGCUUUGCUCUUGUUGUAUUCUUCUUAUUUAUGGCACUGAUUAUGAUUGGGGUGAAGAGCUCAAGAGAUCCAAGAGCUGGGAUUCAAAACGGGUUCUGGGGAUUGAAAUUUCUCAUAGUUGGAGGGAUAGCAAUUGGUGCAUUUUUCAUACCUCAGGGUUAUUUCUUCGGGUCACUUUGGAUGUAUUUCGGUAUGAUAGGAGGUUUUAUUUUUGUUUUAAUACAGCUCAUUUUGAUCGUUGAUUUUGCUCACACAUGGGCUGAAUCUUGGGUUGAAAAAUAUGAGGAAAAUGAGAGUAAAGGAUGGUAUGCAGCUCUUGUUGGGGCUACAUUUGCAAUGUAUGGCUUGGUCAUUGUUGGAGUUAUUAUGCUAUUCGUUUUCUUCUCAAAGUCAGGUGAUUGUGGACUGAACAAAUUUUUCAUUUCAUUCAACCUCAUCCUAUGCGUUAUUGUGAGUAUAAUUUCGAUUCUGCCUGAUGUUCAAGAAAAGCUACCCCGAUCUGGACUUCUACAAUCAGCUGUUGUAUCUUCAUAUGUAAUCUUUUUGACUUGGUCCGCUAUAUCUAACUCUCCAGAUAAAGAGUGUAAUCCAGGCUUAAUGAACAUGAUACAAGGUGGAGAGAAAACAGGUGGAUCUUUCGACAGUCAAAGUAUAAUUGGCUUGGUCAUAUGGACAUGCUGUGUGUUAUAUUCCUCCUUAAGAACUGCAAGUAGCUCUUCUAAGAUUACUGGUACAGAUAAUAUUUUGGUGAAAGAUACUGGAGACAGUGGUAAUACUGACCAUAACGACGAAGAGAAAGGAAAUGCAAAAGUGUGGGAUAAUGAGGAAGAAGGAACGGCUUAUUCUUGGAGCUUCUUCCAUGUGAUGUUUGCAUUGGCCACCCUGUAUGUGAUGAUGACUUUGACCAAUUGGUACAGUCCAAACUCGUCUCUGAAGACAUUGAAUGCCAAUUCAGCCUCAAUGUGGGUAAAAGUGACUUCAAGUUGGUUAUGUAUAGCACUUUAUGGUUGGAGUCUUUUGGCGCCCAUAAUUUUGGUUGAUCGUGAAUUUUAAGGAAAUAUAAUUCUCAACUGUAUUUUCUCAUUAUUAAAUUCAUAUUCAUUUUCUCAGCUUUAAAAUAAAAUAUUUUAUACACUAGAAUAAUGCUUCAAUUAAAUUGAUAUGUAUAUAUAUAUUAUUCAACUAUGAGGAAAAGUCAAUGUGUAGUUUAAUUGAUUUUUUGUUUGAACACCAAGAUUGGUGAUGUAUGUUGGAAUAUAUCAAAUAAAGAUUCAAAA
Harmonia axyridis is the source of this 1906-nucleotide messenger RNA. RefSeq names its product probable serine incorporator (gene TMS1). Gene Ontology annotation, cellular component: membrane. Lineage: Eukaryota; Metazoa; Arthropoda; Insecta; Coleoptera; Coccinellidae. The record is from RefSeq and is a predicted model, not a curated record. The transcript is spliced from 8 exons. Bases 318 to 1682 code for a protein of 454 amino acids.